CCGCCAAUUCCAGGCGAUAAAAAUCCCAUUCACCCCUGACACGGAUGCUGCUCUUUCCCCUUCACCAUCACCUUUGCAACGGAGUAUCGACCUUGGAGGCGGACUUCUUCCCUUCUUACGUUCGGCCUGCCAGUUCCGGGCUCGCGUUGUCCAUUUUCCCUCUUCCAUAUACCGCGCUACAACUGCGCAUCACCACCCAACUUUCAUCGCCACCAUGGCGUCUGCGGUUUUGAACUCGACCAUCACUGGUCUGAGCUCAACGGCUUCCCUCACGGCCGUCUUCGAUGAAGUCUCCAAAUACAAUGUUCAGCUGAACGUCUUCGAGCGCCUGUGGGCCUCCUGGUACCUCUGGAUGCAGAACGAUAUUGUCGCCACGGGUAUCAUGAGCUUCGUCAUGCACGAGAUCGUCUACUUCGGGAGGUCACUUCCAUGGAUGAUAAUCGACGCGAUCCCCUACUUCAACAAGUACAAGCUGCAGAAUACCAAGGUGCCGACAUGGAAAGAACAGUGGGAGUGCGCGGCGCUCGUCCUGCUCAGCCACUGCACAGUUGAGCUCCCCCAGAUCUGGCUGUUCCACCCGUUGGCGACCUACUUCGGCAUGGACUAUGGCGUUCCCUUCCCGCCGGCGUGGAAGAUUGCGAUGCAGAUUGCCAUCUUCUUCGUCAUCGAGGACGCUUGGCACUAUUGGUUUCACAGGGCGCUGCACUACGGCCCGCUGUACAAGGCGAUCCACAAGCUGCACCACACGUACAGCGCGCCUUUCGGACUCGCCGCCGAGUACGCGUCCCCGAUCGAGGUGAUGCUUCUGGGUUUUGGUAUCGUCGGGUCGCCCAUCGUCUGGGUCUCGCUCACGGGCGAGCUGCACCUCAUCACCAUGUACCUGUGGAUCGUGCUGCGCCUGUUCCAGGCCAUCGACGCCCACUCGGGCUACGACUUCCCCUGGAGCCUGCGCCACAUCCUGCCCUUUUGGGCUGGCGCCGACCACCACGACCUGCACCACGAGCGCUUCAUUGGCAACUACGCCUCAAGCUUCCGCUGGUGGGAUUACUUUCUCGACACCGAGGCCGGCGAGGCCGCCAGCAAGAGGCGCCGCGAGAAGAAGCUGGCCGAGAUACGGGCCAAGAAGGCUCAAUAAUCACCGCUUCCUCCUUUUGGCGGACGUGGGCCCGCUGAGGAUGUCAACGGACAUCGACUGACUGACUUUAGCAUUCUCGCGUGGGGAUUGAGUGUGCAAGCCAGGCGGUUUGUCAAUGAUGUUAUUGGCAAGUUGUGAAGACAGGGAUUGGAACCAAUCUACUUAUGACGUUUGUGACGCGACGAUAGCACACGAGACCCGGGGGUAUACACAAUAAGUAGACUACUACUAUCACUGGCCACUAUGGAAAGGCAGGCAGAAGUGGACGGCGCAGUCUUGGGCAAGGACGUUCGUCGGCUGGCAGUGCAUGAUAAUCAUUAAUAGUAUUAAACGCCCACCCAUCAUCCGUUUGUAUGGUAUUGUACACGUGUAUACUCCGUAAUGGCAUUGCAUUGCAUAGGUACGUUCCC
Messenger RNA from Parathielavia appendiculata, 1545 nucleotides. RefSeq names its product methylsterol monooxygenase. Lineage: Eukaryota; Fungi; Ascomycota; Sordariomycetes; Sordariales; Chaetomiaceae. The transcript has 4 exons. The record is from RefSeq and is a predicted model, not a curated record. The coding region runs from base 215 to 1135 and encodes 306 amino acids. Gene Ontology annotation, cellular component: endoplasmic reticulum membrane. Gene Ontology annotation, molecular function: iron ion binding; C-4 methylsterol oxidase activity. Gene Ontology annotation, biological process: ergosterol biosynthetic process.